This is a messenger RNA of Equus quagga, 2470 nucleotides long. RefSeq names its product protein CDV3 homolog. Gene Ontology annotation, cellular component: cytoplasm. Lineage: Eukaryota; Metazoa; Chordata; Mammalia; Perissodactyla; Equidae. The record is from RefSeq and is a predicted model, not a curated record.
AUGGAUAAAGUUGCACACUUGGCAGAUGCAGGGUAUAAGCUCCUGUCAAAAAGCACUGUCGCCGGAGCCUCUGGCCUGCGCGAUCCUCUGCCCCUCCGGCUGCAGGGCGGGCGGGAUCCUGCCCCGCGGGGGCGGCGGCGGCCGCCGCAGCGCGCGAGGCCCCUGCAAACCGCACCACUGCCCGCCCCGCCGCCCGCCUCCACCCCAAGCUCCGAGCCCCGGGGGCCGUGCCCGCCGCCCGCCCCACCCAGGCGGCCCGAGGAGGCUGCAGCCGUGGCCGAGACGGAGGAGCGGAGCCUGGACAAUUUCUUCACCAAAAGGGACAAAAAGAAGGAGCGGAGCAGCCCGGCGGCGCCGGGGGAGCAGCGGAGCCGCGAGGCGCGGCGGGCGGCGGGAGCUGUGUGCUGCGGGGCCUCCACCAAGGCCGUAACGAAGGAGGAAGAUGAGUGGAAAGAAUUUGAGCAAAAAGAAGUUGAUUACAGCCGCCUGAGAGUUCAGGCAAUGCCAAUAUGUGAAAAGGAAGAAGAGGAUAAUGAAAAGAGAGAAGGCCCAGGUGAUAAGUGGGAAGGAGGUGGAGGUGGUGGUGUAGAAAAAUCUUCAGGUCCCUGCAAUAAAACAGCUCCAGGGCAAGCACCUCUUGCUCCAGGAACUGUUACAGAAACCCCCGAACCGGCAACAACUAGUGAUGUGUAUAGGCAUCCCGGGGCGAGAUUAACCACAACAAGGGAAAAAACACAAGGACCACCAGAAAUAGACAGCGACACACAGUUCCCAUCCCUGCAACCCACUGCCAAGCAUGUGGGGAGCUGGAAGGAUAAAGAGAUGGAGAAGAGCUCUGAAGUAGUCAGACACGGAAUGAGACGUAGGGAUGAGCUUUCAAAAAGCCAGGCCCUUAAACUGCAGCUAGACAACCGAUGUGCUGUGCUGGAAGGUCAGAGAAGCGGCCGCGCACAGUCCAGUUAAGGAAUGGCCUGUGCUAACCCUGCUAAGAUAACCGGACCACGGCUAACCACCAGGAACAGCCGUCCUCAGCCCAUCUCUGCUGGCUCUACACCUGAGGCAGACCACUCACUGUAAGUGACUGGCCCUUCUGUGCUGGAAGUUUACUGCUCUCUAUGUGUAUCGGAUUUAGGGGGAUUUUCCUCGCUAUAGAAAUGUGUGACCUAGAUUCAACAGUGUUCUUUCAUAAUUACUCUGCAAAUACAAAACAAAAACUGCAGCCACUGGUCAUUGCAAAAUCUUUUUGUGUUCGGAUACAGAGCCUUGGUAAGCGCUGACUCCCUAGGUUUGCUGGCACUCGUGGACUUUGUGUGGAUCACAACUUCUGGAUGCGAAGGUUACAGCUAUUAAGUGUCGAUGUGAAACUUGAAACCAGCUCUACUGGAUUCGUAUCAGAAAUCCUGCAGAAAGUCAGCCAUUGGGCUUCUGAUCUGCUGUAAAAGAGGAAGAUUUAAGUGACCUUAAUUAACCUGUGCCCCACCCUCCAGGAGCGUUCUGUCGUGGGCUCUGGCUGUAUUAGACUUCCGGAACGUACGGCUUGCAAAAGAACCAAGGUGUUCAGAUAAUCUGUAUAGGGUUGUAAUUUAUAAUUUAAACUUUGAGUUGUAUUCUGAGGUAACCACAAAUUAAAUGCAACCAAACUUGGGUCCACCAAGUGGGAAAGGGCAGAAUCUUGUUUCUUUUAGUAAUUUUUUAUUUGGGUAGUGCUUUUUCUGUGUUCCACAUAAAGGCCUUGUUUUUGCUUUGACUUGGAAUGAGUCCUUUGACAGAGCAUGUUGCUUGGUUAGGUAAGUAACCUGAAAUAUGCAUUAGAAUUGUGAAAUGUUUCGUGAAUUUGCCCCCUAGAGUGGAACCAAAUAGCCUUUGGUAUAAAGGGCAGUGGAUGCAGCGGGCUCUACUUCAGGUGCUGCCAAAGCCUUCGUGAUCAGGUCAAAAUGGUAGAGUGGACUGCUGUGGAACAAGCGUGGCUUCACGCCGGCCGAGGGAUUCACUGCCCUGUCCUUAAAAAUUCAGAGCAACGCAAGCAGAAUCUCAACCUAAACCCCACUUAAGUGUCAUGGAUCUUGUCUGAUCUUUGCCAAGAAUUCCAGAUACUUGUGCCCAGAUUUUUCAGGUGUUGAACAUUCCGUACGUGCAGUGAUUGUCCCACCUUAGCUCUGUUAUCAGCCUUCUGGUGUGUCUUUACGUUGUUCAUUUGGAGAGUCAGGGACAAAAGACAGGUGAGGUAGCACUUCUGUUUUUCAUAAUUACAGCUUAAACUAUCCAGUAGUUUUUAGCCCUUGAAAGGGACUGCAGGAAGCUACCCAGGAUUCCUGAAAGGUCUUUCCAUCUAAUGAGUUAGUCUGGUCAUUUCCUAGUUUUGUGUCUUUGGUUCAAUAGAAGUAUUUCAAAGUGCUGUGUGACCACUUGGUGCAGAGUCGGGGUUUCUCUAUGAUAAAUCCCUUUGCCAAAUGCCAGAGUUGCAGACUUG